Messenger RNA from Erythranthe guttata (spotted monkey flower), 2205 nucleotides. RefSeq names its product CCCH-type zinc finger family protein. Lineage: Eukaryota; Viridiplantae; Streptophyta; Magnoliopsida; Lamiales; Phrymaceae. The record is from RefSeq and is a predicted model, not a curated record. Gene Ontology annotation, molecular function: mRNA binding; metal ion binding.
UUUCUCAUCAUAAAUAAAAGAAAAAAGAAAAAAGAGGAUAGAAGGGGCAAAGCAGAUCUGAUAUUAUAUAGUACACACACUCAUAUAGUUGCUGUCGUUUCUCUCUCUAACCCCUCUCUCUCUCUCUCUAACUCAUCAUCUUCCUCUCUCUCUCUCUACCAUUCUUUCUCUCUCUAGAGCUCGCUCGCACUCUCUCUCACGCUCGUCGGAGUUUAUCGUAUCCGGCGAUUCGUAUUUGAUGUGGCGAAAGGGGGAGAAGCGGUGUUAAGAGCAAGCCGACCUACCUGAGAGUUAGCCGCCUCGAUAAUAAUAAUAAUAAUUAAAACCCUAGAUCCCAAAUCUUUUUUUUUUUAAUUUUAAUUUUCGGGGUUGAAUCUUUCAAGCUGCUUUAAGGAUCUAAUAAUGGCGGGCGCUCCACCUCCUCCCUCCCAGUCUCAGCCUCUCUCCGCCGAAGAGGAAGCGCUCAAGAGUAGCAUGGAUUGCGUUUACUUUCUUGCUUCGCCUUUAACUUGCAAAAAGGGAAGUGAGUGUGAGUAUCGCCAUAGUGACGUUGCAAGGAUAAACCCAAGGGACUGUUGGUUUUGGGUGCAUGGUAACUGCUUAAACCCAAGAUGUAGUUUCCGACAUCCGCCUUUUGAUGGAUUGCCGGGAACCCAAACAGCAACAUCUGCUGGACCCUCUGUGCCUGUAACGCAUGUGCCUGCAACACAGCCUGCGAUAACACCUACCCCACAUGUUACUCCUCAUGCAUCUGCCAAACAAGGAGUGCCUUGCAUAUUUUUCCAGAAAGGGCACUGUGUAAAAGGUGAUUGGUGUCACUUUCUCCACGUGCCAAAUUCCUUGAAUAACAAAGCCUCAACAGUGGCAGGAACAUCAUCUGCUGCCGAGCCUGCAACUCUGAAGAAAGCUUUUAGUGGAACCGAAAAGCCUGUGCAAGAGAAGAAGGUGGUCCUACCUGCGAGUGUACCUAAACCUGUCAAGGACUCCACACGGGCAAAUCCAAUCGUUGAGGUGGAAGCUCCUCCUAGAAAUGAAUUUGCCGUAAACAGGAGGGCACCACAAACAUCAAGCCAUAAUGAUUUCCCUAGAUACAGAACUACUCCUCCUGUUACCAACGGAACUCCAGUUAGCUGGUCCAAUCGUGUUCAGCCACCUCACCUUUUGGACGGACCUGAAAGCAUGAACAGUAAGGAAGCAGAAGAAGUUUCAAGAGAGCCCUCUCCUGGAUUCGAUGUUCUCGUAGAUGACGAGGGAAGAGAUUCCGAUUACUAUCCUGGUGAAGAUAGAUAUGGAAUGCCGAGAGAACAUGAAUCCAGGAAUGAAUAUGAUAUGGGUCACUCUAUCGAUUACAACGCGAUUGCUGCUCUUGAUGAUGACAGAUAUCAGGACCCUGUUGGUUAUAACUCGCAUGACCACCACAAGGGGCAGUACGGUUGGGAUCCGCGUAGAGCUUCGUCCGAGAGGAUGUCGGGAGGAUCUUAUCACGAAAGGAGGCCACACGCCAGGCGUGAUAAUGUUAGUCAAGUGGAUGAAUUAGAUCUAAGGCACCGUUUAGCAAAGCAGAAGAGACAAAAUGGUUUAAGAUCAGUCAUUAGCCACGAACACGCCCGUGACAUGGAAGUGAGAGACCGGAGCUACCAUGGUUCUUCGCAUAGAGACGAAAAACAUUAUUCCUUGAAUGAGACUUCUCUCAGCAGUCGUCUUCGAGGAAGAAUUAGAAUGCCUGGAAGAUCAAUAUCUCCGAACGAAAGGGAUAUGGUUAGGGGGGGUGACCGUAGUAGAAGGUCACCAGUGAGGGCAAGUAUCUCCCCUUACAAGGCAGGGAUUCGAGACAAGAUACAGUCAAGGGUCGGAGAAGCUUUUAAUAACGGUGGGAGGAAUAAUUAUACAGGCCAGCACAUGAGAAGAGAUUUUGCAGGUGACAAUAAUAAGGCCGAUUUUGCUCCACCAAAGAGUCUUGCUGAGUUAAAGAACAGGAAAAAUGCCGAACCUAGCCGACGGCAUUUGAGCGAUCAACAGUCACUUGGCAAGAGAAAACAUUCUAUUCUUGAUGUCGAGCAUCAACAAAUUGGUGGAGGCGGCGUUUCGUUUGAGGGGCCUAAGCCUCUACAAGAGAUUCGAAGCGAAUUUGAGAAAUGUUGGGCUGGUCCUAUACUGGCUCUGGUAGUAGGAGGAUAUAGGGGGGUUAGAUGCUACAUCGGGUGA